AUGGCAGACAAUCUCAUUUCUCUAGAAUCUUCCAUUACCGACGACAACAACAAGAACAACAACCUGGUCGGUAACAAUGGCAACAAUGGCGUCGCCCCUCCUAAGAACACGACAACGAAGAAGAACAAGAGCCUCAACAUUCUCAGGGUGGCUUUGAUGCUCCUCCGCCGCCGCUCCAGCAAGCCCAAUGCUGCUUCUGUUGAGGUUGCCUCUAAGGGCAUGUGGAACCGCCUUGUUGCCUCCAUCCGCCCUUUACAUGUCCAAAGCAAUCACUCACCUCAACAUCCUCAACCCAUUAUUGUACCCUCCUUUCCCGACGCCACGUUACGUACCUCGCCCUCCAUCGACUGCUUCGAGGAUGUUAAGUCGUCGUCUGCUUCUUCUGUUGAUGGCAUGAGCAGGUACGCUUCCGCCAUCAAUCUCCAAGAGCUCGACCAAAACAAUGAGGAUGACAACGAUAACGAUAAUGAAGCCGAGCCAAAAAUGGAUGAGGACGAGAAUGCGGAUGAUAUGAUUGAUGCAAAAGCCGAAAUGUUCAUAGCUCAAUUCUAUGAACAAAUAAGGCGCUCCAACUCCGACGUUCGUUACCGAGAGAUGAUCAAGAGAUCGAUCGGCUAA
Cucurbita maxima (winter squash) is the source of this 618-nucleotide messenger RNA. RefSeq lists its product as uncharacterized. Bases 1 to 618 code for a protein of 205 amino acids. The transcript has a single exon. The record is from RefSeq and is a predicted model, not a curated record. Lineage: Eukaryota; Viridiplantae; Streptophyta; Magnoliopsida; Cucurbitales; Cucurbitaceae.